Molecule: messenger RNA, 2421 nt
Organism: Esox lucius (northern pike)
Lineage: Eukaryota; Metazoa; Chordata; Actinopteri; Esociformes; Esocidae
Gene: gspt1l
Product: G1 to S phase transition 1, like
Exons: 14
Coding region: 307-2043 (578 amino acids)
Biological process (GO): translation
Cellular component (GO): translation release factor complex
Molecular function (GO): GTP binding; GTPase activity; translation release factor activity
Source: RefSeq, a predicted model, not a curated record
AUGUCCCAGUAUGCAACUGGUUGUCGCUCCCAUCUGGUUAGGGGAGAGUCAGCAGCACACGAGGACUGGCUGCUUGUGCUGAGUCGGAUCUCCUUUUCUCGCGUCCCUUUAUUGGAGAGAAACCGGCAGUUUUAUUUCAAGUAAAUCAAACACAAAUUAGACGUAAGAGAGGGUUAGUUUUAUCAAUUUUAUCGGGGUGACCUGAACGAGGGGGAAAUAGGGGCGGACAGUUACUAAUUCGGCAACUGCGUAACGCAAGUCUUCAUCACAGUCAGUAGUGUAGUGAUUAUUUAGCAAAUAUCCACGAUGGACCCGAGAGACGCUGCCCCUGAUUCCUGGGAACAAGAGGACGAUGUGGAGGCCCCAGUCGAUGGGAAACUCGAUUCUGCAUUCGCUGCCCUGAAUGUGAAUGCCAAGCCGUUUGUCCCCAACAUAAACGCCGUCGAAUUUGUCCCGUCCUUUUUACAGAAAGGCCCCUCGGAAGAUACUGAUUCCGGUGCGGAUGUUGAACCAGUUGUUGCAACCAUGGAUUUUGCAGAAACUGCAGCCCUGGUGGAGAAUGGCGACUCUGAAAUGACCACAGAGGAGACAUGGGACCUUAAAGGGGCGGAGCCCAAUGAGGCGGAGCCUGGAGGGGGACCUGGUGGCGAUGGGGGACAAAUAGUUGUUGAGGAGAUCCCGGAUGAAGUAAUGGAAGAGGAGGAAGAAGUGCCAAUUGUACCUAAAGUGGUUGCUCUCCCGCCUGACGCGCCCAAGAAGGAGCACGUGAACGUGGUGUUCAUUGGUCACGUUGAUGCUGGCAAGUCGACCAUCGGAGGACAGAUUAUGUAUUUAACCGGCAUGGUGGAGAAGAGAACUCUGGAGAAGUAUGAAAGAGAAGCCAAGGAGAAGAACAGGGAAACCUGGUACCUCUCCUGGGCUCUGGACACUAACCAGGAAGAGCGAGACAAGGGGAAGACAGUGGAGGUCGGCCGGGCGUACUUUGAGACUGAAAAAAAGCACUUUACCAUCCUUGAUGCACCAGGCCACAAAAGCUUUGUGCCCAACAUGAUUGGAGGCGCUUCACAAGCUGACUUGGCCGUACUUGUGAUCUCUGCAAGGAAAGGAGAGUUUGAAACAGGCUUUGAGAAGGGCGGACAGACCAGGGAGCAUGCCAUGCUGGCCAAAACGGCAGGGGUGAAACAUCUGAUCAUCCUCGUCAACAAAAUGGACGACCCCACUGUGAACUGGAGCCUGGAGAGGUACGAAGAAUGCAAAGAAAAACUAGUGCCAUUUUUGAAGAAGGUUGGCUUCAACCCCAAGAAAGACAUUCAUUUCAUGCCCUGCUCCGGCCUCACAGGAGCCAACCUCAAGGAGCCUGUUGAGUCGUGCACUUGGUAUACAGGGUUACCAUUCAUUCCACAUUUGGACAGUUUGCCAAACUUAAACAGAUCGAGCGACGGACCCGUCAGGUUACCCAUAGUAGACAAAUACAAGGACAUGGGUACCGUGAUCCUGGGCAAACUGGAGUCAGGAUCCAUCAGUAAAGCACAGCAGCUGGUCAUGAUGCCAAACAGGCACACGGUAGAGGUGCUGAGCCUGCUGAGUGAUGACGUGGAGACUGAUGACGCCGCUCCUGGUGAGAACCUGAAGCUGAGACUGAAGGGCAUUGAGGAGGAGGAGAUCCUGCCUGGCUUCAUCCUCUGUAACAUUGAUAACCUCUGCCACUCUGGCCGCACGUUUGAUGCCCAGAUUGUCAUCAUCGAGCACAAGUCAAUCAUCUGCCCGGGUUACAAUGCAGUCCUCCACAUCCACACCUGCAUCGAAGAAGUGCAAAUUACGGCCUUAAUCUGUCUGGUAGACAAAAAGACGGGAGAUAAGAGUAAGACGCGACCACGCUUUGUGAAACAGGACCAGGUGUGCAUUGCCCGUUUGCGCACUGCAGGAACCAUCUGCCUUGAGACCUUCAAAGACUUCCCCCAGAUGGGACGGUUCACCCUACGGGAUGAAGGUAAGACCAUUGCCAUCGGUAAGGUGUUGAAGCUCGUUGCUGAGAGGGACUGAAGCUGUUGCAUGGGAGUCCCCGGUCGCAGUCCGGUGCCGGGUGGGGGGAGGAGUGAUGUCCGGGGUCAUCGAUGGGGACAAGGGCGCCGUGGCCCGCCUCUCUUCUCUCCCCCCUUGACCUACCGAAGAUCAGCUUAAAAAAAAACUUCUCUGAAAAGGAAACCUGUUUUUAAGCAAAUGAAAAUCUAGAUCAAGUCCACACGAGUCAGCUUUCUCAUAUUGAGAGCUCAGCUAUGCCAUCUUUGGGUUAGGCCCCUCCCCCCUAAACCUGUUCACCCACUCCCCUACUCUGGUCUACUCAUGAUCAUAAAACAGAUUAUUUUUACUCUUCUGGUUUUUUUUUUUUUUUUUACUAUAUAUUUUUUUUUUGUGGCUUCC